AUGAAGAAGGAAUCGAACCCUGGUCUUGCAUGGCCUCGUUGGAGACAUACCAUGCGAGAAGCCUUCUCGGAGUUCAUGGGCGUGUUCAUCUUGAUCUUGUUCGGUGAUGGUGUUGUUGCACAGGUCGUGUUGAGUGAUGGCAAGAAGGGCGACUACCAGUCAAUCUCAUGGGGAUGGGGCAUCGGUGUCAUGCUCGGUGUCUACGCAUCCGGCAUUUCCGGCGGCCACAUCAACCCCGCCGUAACCUUCGCCAACUGCGUCUUCCGCAAAUUUCCCUGGAGGAAGUUUCCCAUCUACCUCAUCGCUCAAGUCCUCGGCGCAAUGUGUGCCUCGGGAGUCGUGUACGCCAAUUACUACUCGGCCAUCGAUCAGUUCGAAGGCGGAUCCGGAAUCAGGACGAUGGCGACCGCGGGCAUCUUCUGCACGUACCCAGCCGAAUUCAUGACGAGGACGGGCAUGUUCUUUAGCGAGUUCAUCGCCAGUACGAUCUUGAUGUUCAUGAUCUACGCCAUCAAGGACGAUCAUAAUAUCGGAGCGAAGAAUUUGACGCCGUUGGUGUUGUUCUUUAUCAUUUUUGGUAUUGGUGCUUGCUUCGGUUGGGAGACUGGUUACGCAAUCAACCUUGCUCGUGACUUCGGCCCGCGUCUGAUGUCGUACAUGCUUGGAUAUGGCACUCAGGUGUGGUCGGCGGGAGGAUACUACUUCUGGAUCCCAAUGGUCGCUCCAUUUAUCGGCUGCGUCUUUGGCGGUUUCCUCUACGACCUCCUCGUCUUCACCGGCGAGAGCCCGAUCAACACGCCCUACUUGGGACUCUACCGUCUCAUCCCCAGCAAGAGGCAGAAGUACGAUGGCAUCAUGUAUGAGCGUGAGGAGGAUAGCAUUGUAUAG
Messenger RNA from Zymoseptoria tritici IPO323, 888 nucleotides. RefSeq lists its product as uncharacterized. Gene Ontology annotation, molecular function: water channel activity; glycerol channel activity. The record is from RefSeq and is a predicted model, not a curated record. Lineage: Eukaryota; Fungi; Ascomycota; Dothideomycetes; Mycosphaerellales; Mycosphaerellaceae. The transcript has 5 exons. The coding region runs from base 1 to 888 and encodes 295 amino acids. Gene Ontology annotation, cellular component: plasma membrane. Gene Ontology annotation, biological process: water transport; glycerol transmembrane transport.